Aspergillus calidoustus is the source of this 2511-nucleotide messenger RNA. The record is from the annotation of a GenBank genome assembly. Lineage: Eukaryota; Fungi; Ascomycota; Eurotiomycetes; Eurotiales; Aspergillaceae.
AUGGCCCCUCGCCUGAGUCUGGGUCUGAGUACCCUGCUCGUUCUGGGGCUCGUCCUGCUCCUCCUCCCCUGCCAAGUUCACGCCUUUGGUGCCGGAAACAUCGCCUCGAUCUCCAAGGUCGAAGGGAAGAACUGGCGCCAUGGCGAUAUCGAAGAUAUGCUCAAGACAAUUGCCUUCAUCAAGGGCCACAAGUGGACGUCCAACAUGGUCAAGCGCGUGUACUUUGGGAACUGGCUGCGGGAUUACUCCCAGGCUAUGGACGUCGGUACCCUCAAGGGUCUCCCUGCCGAUACUAUUCGCAUUCUCGUCUGGAUUCUGUCGUUCCUAUCGUUCGGUUAUGCUACCGCGGAGUUUGAGGUGACGGCUGAUCGAUUGGGGGUUUAUCGUCCUGAGGAGCAUAUUGACAACCCCAAAGACUACGCCGAUAACGAAGAUGCUCGCCAGUACGAUCAGCGCCUUCGAGGCCCUAUCCGCCAGAUCGAACUCGAGGUCGACCCAGAGACCGGAAUGAAAAACUACAUUGCCAACGAGCGCGGAGACUGGGCUACGAGUACCGCGUAUAUCAAGUACAGCUUGGCUCGCAGCAUUCAUUACGGAAGACUAUAUACCAGUGGACACCGCAAGGGCAAUGACGAGGAUCUAUACGAGGCACUCCGCUGUCUGGGUCAGGGUCUCCAUACGCUCGAGGAUUUCGCCGCGCAUACAAACUACUGCGAGCUUGCGCUUCGGGAAAUGGGAUUCCGCAACGUCUUCCCACACACUGGUACUUCCACCCAGAUGAACAUUCGUGGUCAUCACGUCUACCCGCUUGUAACGGGAACCUUCGGAAUGGUUGAUUUCUUCCACUCGGUGCUCGGUGAGGCUACGGAUCACUUCACCCAGUCGGAAAUCAACGAGAUGGACAAUGCCCUCUCCGACGCUCAAUCGAGCUCCUCGUCGAACUCGCUCAGUUCCCUCACUGGCCUCCUGGGCAAAGUCCCAGGAUGCGGCGAUCUGGUCGCCGAGGCACAGGCGCUCCAGCAGCGCUCGGAGGCUCAGCAGUCCUCAAACACCCACAGCGGUGCUCGCUCCGGAUACGCAGCCCAAGAGUUCACCCGCGGAUUUAACGACGACUCAGAGCGUAGCCGUGGUGGCUACGAGCAAAGCAGGGCGAGCGCACCCUCCGGUGCCAGCACAGGCAAGCCCACGGGCGUGCCGGGGAUGCCCGACAUCAACCCAGCAGAAACCAUCGCGAAGAUCUACCCGAUCCUCGAAUUCCGUGAUAAGGUAGUGCGCCGGAUCUCAUCUAUCAUUGAGAAGAUCCCGGGCCUAGAGGCUCUGGUCGAGAAGAUCAGCGAGACAGUGACCGUCUUCAUCAUGUCCCUGCUAGCCCCCUUCAUCCGCCCCAUCAUCAACGCCGCCUCGCAGUCCCUGCAAACCGGCUCCGCAGGCGUAAUUGACGCCUCGGGGAAGCACCAGUACGAACCCUGGACGAACCCACAGUGCACCGACCCCACACACUCCAUGCUCUCCAAGGACCACUUCACAAACAUCCUCAACGAGCCCGCGGGCCACGUCGCUUCCGCGAUCCUAAAGUAUGUGACGCCCCGCAUCCUCCACGCCUGGGAGAACAUCAACAUCUCCGAGGAUCAGGUGCUGCACGAUGCGCUCCAGGUCUUCCACCACCCGGCGCUCCGCAACAUGCACAAUGAAGCCCACCGCACCAUGUUCGAGGCCGUGCAGGGCUGGGCCAACGCCAUGCCCGAUCGCGGCGCGAAGCUCAACGAUAUCCUCAGCUCCGAGGGCGUGAAGACCGGGAAGAACAACGGCGGCCAGGUCGGCCACUCGCACUCGCAGCACGGCGGGUUCGCAGCGCUCGGUAAUUCAGCGCACGGGACGGGCCAUGGUCAGAGCCAUGGACAGAGUCACGGUCAAAGCCACGGCGGAGGACACAGCUACGGCUCCUACCAGCAGCAAUCCUCGCACUCCCAGUCCUACACUUCCACCUCCCACCAACAACCCUCCUCCUCAGGCCACGGCUCAGGCUCCGGCUCGCAGCUCCCCUGGGAGAAACUCUCCGACCAACUCAACAGCCUGCCCAUCCCCGGAAUCAACAAGCUAAGCAGCAAGCUCUCCAGCUUCGGGUUAGGCGGGUCAACGCGCGAAGAAAGCGACAAUGAUAGUGCUCGGCCCUCUCAGCCGUCGCCGCAGCAUCACUAUGACGGUGGCUCUCAUUACUCGUCGCAUACCCCGCCGCCGCCACCGCAAGGGCACCACCAUCAGCCUCCAGGCGGAUAUGGCGGUCCAGAUCCUGAUCUGGCGUAUGGAAGCUAUGGCGGGCAGCAUGCGCCUCCGCCGCAUCAGUAUGGUGGACAUAAUCAGUCUGGGUAUGGAGGGCCGCCGCAGGGGUAUGGAGGGGAGUAUGGGCAUGGUCAGCACCCGCCUCCGCAUCAGCAGCAUCAUCAGGGACAUGGACAAGGGCAUGGGGGUUAUGGACAUGGGCAGGGCCAUGGUGGUGGAUAUGGGUACUAA